GUGGUACACAAGCCAAAUGCCCUCGCGCUCCUGCAGCUCUACGUCGCGCAAGGCGUCGCGCUGCCAUCCUCAUGGGCAAAGGAUUUCCGCUACGGCAAGAAGGACCUCGCUGAGUUCUACUUCCAACACGCGCCAGAGACAAACAACGUUGUGGCCCCAAGUUUCCCGUUCCAGUACUAUGGCCUGGAUGAAAUCCAGAGAGCGCUAUGGGACGAAGACUUGGACUUGGUCUCGCAGCUCUGGACGCGUCAGCCAGAGCUGCGCCACGACUACUUGCUCGAGGUUGUCGUAUGCAACAACCAGUCGCCCAAAGCCCUUACGCUCCUCCUCGAAGCUGGCGUCGGGCAACCUCGGACUGUCGCUGUCGAGAACAUCCACCGUCGCAGCUUUGAGAUGAUGAAGAUUCUUCUGCCGUUGUGUCUGCCCCCGAACGACCCGAUGGACAACCUCAUCUUCCUCGUCGAGUGGGUGCAUAAGCGGUCCAGCUCCUAUACCAAGUCGCCGCUGCUGCUACUGAAGGCUGAGAUGAUGGCUCAAGCGACGGCGGCCAACUGCCGCUACAUUCACGCCGGCACCGAGAUCGAGGCGCUCACAGAAGCGCUUCUGGAGCGCGGCGCGACCACGUCAGGCAUGCAGCAACGGGCGCUCUUCAAGUCGGGCAUUGCGGACUGGGGCCUCGCGACGCUCUUGGUGCAUUUUCUCUCGGUCGACGCAACCAAGUACGUGGAGAAGCUGCUUGCAUGGCUCAAGAGGGUGACCGAUGGGACCCUCAAAGCGUAUCUGCAGCACGUGCUUGAGGAGGCCGUGACGCCUGACGCCGUCGCUGCCGUCGAGGAGGCCCAUCAAGCCGCUCUGCGCGCCAAGUGGGCGAUGGCUUCCGACUACUAA
Saprolegnia diclina VS20 is the source of this 888-nucleotide messenger RNA. RefSeq lists its product as hypothetical. The transcript is spliced from 2 exons. The annotation marks the transcript as partial. The record is from RefSeq and is a predicted model, not a curated record. NCBI's taxonomy places the organism in Eukaryota, Oomycota, Saprolegniomycetes, Saprolegniales, Saprolegniaceae.